Molecule: messenger RNA, 4017 nt
Organism: Cinara cedri
Lineage: Eukaryota; Metazoa; Arthropoda; Insecta; Hemiptera; Aphididae
Source: the annotation of a GenBank genome assembly
AUUAUUAAAAACAGUAGGUAAUUACCUUAUCGUUAACGCUUGCAAUUUUUCCGCCGGUGCCCAAUGAUGUCACAGCGAUCAACUAUGGUGGGAGAAUACACGGAUCUCGGACAACUUCGGUUUUUGUACUGCGUAUUUCACCGUAAACCUACUGCCAUAGCCAUCUAUGCUAUUGCGUUCUUCGGUUGGGAGAGCAACUGUGUAACGUUAUCGUAAUGCGCAUGUAGGUAAACUUCUCGGGCUGUGUUCAUUUUGUUUUAUCGAUUUUUCUGAUAACUACAGCGAUGGGUCAAUGAUGUUUUCGAGAGAUAACGACGUUUAAAAUAUUAGACACUAUAACUAUACUACAUAACUUUGGCUGCUACUGCAAUCGUAAUUAGGAAUAAUUGCAGUGCAAGUUCACACUAUAUUUCUGUAAUUGAACGUAGCAGAGUAAAAAAAAAAGUUUGCAAUAAUACAAAUCGAAUUGAUUUUUCUGUUUGGAUGCCGCGGUACACGCAAUACGACAAUUAAUCUUUUAGAUAUAGAAUUCGAUGACGACGCGCGAAUCCAUUUACAAUUAUUAUACGUCAUAAUGUGUGGGAUAUUUUGUUCUUUUGUCAAAGGGUCAGCAGUAUGCGAUAGUGUAAAUAAUAUAAUAUUUGCUACUUUUCGAGAAAAUUUAAAUGGUGUAGAUUAUAUUAUAAACAUUUUUAUUUGGUUUUUUUGUUUAUAGAUCAACAAGUGCAGAUCGUCACUACAGAAAAGAGGACCUGACAUCGGUUCGACUUGUCAAAUCAAAGUCAAUGACUACACAGCUUUGUUUUCCGGCAAUAUAUUGUGGAUUCAAGGAGAACGCCCCACUAACCAGCCGUAUGUAGACGACAAAGGUAAUAUAUUGCUGUGGAACGGUGAUGCAUACUCAUGGAAUGUUACAGUAAGUACCUAUCUUAUUUAAAAAAUAAAUCCUACCCGAUAAGAAUAUAAUUCUACCCAUUGAUAUUUUUAAAUUUAUAUCUUUUAGGUUAACGCUAGCAUUAAAGACAGUGAUACAAAAAUAAUAUCAGAUUUUCUCUGCUACGAAGGCAACAUGGAACUGCUAAUGACCUCUGUGCAAGGCCCUUAUUCCAUAAUAUAUUAUGACUAUGAACAACAGGUCUUGUGGGUCGGUAGGGAUCCGAUAGGACGUGUCAGUUUGUUAUGGUAUUUAGGUGCAGAUAAACUGAUAGUCACAUCAGUUGGACACAAAGAUAUUCCGGACCUAAAAGAAGUACCAGCUGUUGGAUUGUUUAAAUUCAAUUUGAGCGAGGGCCAACUCAGUAUAAAAAUCUCAAAAACGUUUCAAUAAUGUUCAAUAUUUCAUUAAUAUUGUCUUAUUAAUAUUCCAGAACCUCAGCUCUUCCAGUGGUCACAUACGCGUUUUGAUUGUGAUUACAAUAUUAUAAAUGAACUACAAUAUUUUAAACAAAUUCGAACUCAUCAUAUUACAAACCCCGAAGAUUCUAUUUUAAAUGAAAAUAAUCAAUUUAAUAUGGCUACACUAUUAUUACAUCAAGAGUUUUCUACUAACAUCACCAAUCUGAUCGACCAUUUGUUACAGUCAGUUGAAAAAAGGACGACGAUCAUUCCAAAGGCUUGUAAAUUAUGCGAGUUCAAAUGUGAUCAUGCAAAAAUUGCAAUUUUAUUUUCAGGAGGUAUAGAUUCGGCAAUUCUAGCUCUAUUAGCUUCCAAAUAUAUUGAAUCAGACGAACCAAUUGAUUUGUUAAAUGUAUCAUUUGAAAGACAAUCGAAUCCUAAUAAUUUUGACUGUCCAGACAGACAAACAUGUUUAAGUACACUAGAAGAGUUAAAGAUCUUAUGUCCAACUAGACAAUGGAAUUUAAUAAAAGUGAGUUUAAUUAGAUUAAAGUUCUCAUAAAUUGUAUAUCCAUUUUUAAAUGGUUUGCAUUCAUUUAGAUAGAUGUUCCAUAUACUGAACUGCAACAAAAACGUUUUGAUACCAUACGUCAUCUAAUUUAUCCUUUAAACACUAUUCUGGACGACAGCCUCGGGUGCUCCUUAUGGUUUGCUUCUCGAGGACUUGGCAUUUGUGAUGGAAAAUGGUACAAAACACCUGCUCGAGUAAGUCAUUUUAAAUAGGGACCUAAUAAUAUUUACUUAAAUAAUUAUUUAUAUGUAUAUUUAUUUAAACAUUUAUUCUCAUUAAAUAUGAGUUAAAAUAAACACAAAAUACUUAUUAAAAUAAAUUUGAUAUCAAAAAGUAAUUAUUGAGAAAAUAAGUAUAGCCUCUUAUACACAUUAAAAAUUUGCUAAUAAUAACAUCUAUUCUGUUAAUUUGAAAUGAUCAUUUUGACUGCUCCAACAAAAAAGGUAGUAUUUCGAGUUAUUACUGGUUAUCCAGUAGUGGUGUGUUUUCUCUAUCGCUAUACCCAUUAAAUAUAUUGUCACCAGCACGUCGGGGAUGAUACCUAUGUCAAUAAUAUACUAUCCGAUAGUUACAGGGGACCUUAACAAGCGCUAACCACUUUCUUUUUCCUUAUUUACUUUAAAACAAACUUUUAGGAAGCACGUAGCGUCGCUUUGUGUUCCGUAUAUAUACGGGUCCUGAUGUACACCAAAAGGAAGGUGGUUACAGAUCUUAGACCAUCACCACUGCCUCACUUUAAGUCAGUCCACGUUCAUGCCCUUGCAGACAAAUCUUUUGUCCAUUUUUAUUUGUUUCUAAAUUAUGAGUUUUACCAAAUAAAGUCUUUAAUUGUAUUCAUUUAUAACCGUUUCUACUAUCUAUCUCCAUCUCCUUCCACCAGCAGACAUCAGCAAAGUUCCGUUAUUAAAUAAAUCGUAUGAGCAGUCACAUCAGCCCUAGGCUCACUACAUCGCCCAUGGAAAUGUACUAAUGUGCAUAAUUUACUGCAACCUUGAUUUCCAUUGAAAACAGCUGUAUACUUUUGUUUAAUGAAAAAUAUUUUUACUAAAAUAAGAUAAUACCUUUUUCAUUGAGGCAGUCGAUUAAAACUAUUGUCCAUUAUAUUCUUAUUGUACUAGGUAUAUUUAAUAGUUUUACUUAAAAUUUAAUUGUUAAGUAAUCAACAUUGCCAUUAUAAUGAGGUAGUUAAACAUUUUAGUUUAUCAAUCGAAAAAAUCUUAUUAGUGAUUUUAAAUGCAUGAUAAAUAUUUAAAGUUUUUAUAACAAAUAGAUUAAAUAUUUUUGUUUAUACUAAUCAAUUAGUAUUUCUUUCGAAAAAACAUAAUAUGUUAACUAUAAAUAAUUAAGUUGUUCUACUUGUAUAAACAAAAUUAAUAAUUUAAAUUAUGUAUCUUUAUUAAAUUUGUUUAUUUUAACAAUAUACCUAAUUUUGUAAAUAAAUUAUAACUACUGAAUACAAUUGUUAAUUACACUAUUGUAAAUGUGCAGGUGUUAUUAUCUGGAAUGGGUGCUGAUGAACUAUUGGGUGGUUAUACAAGAUAUAGAAAAAUUUUACAACGACAUGGUUGGCAGUCUCUAAACGAAGAGUUUGACAAAGAUUUUUCAAAAAUACCAUCUCGUAAUCUUGGCCGAGAUAACCGAGUUUGUUGUGAUAAUGGGCGUCAAUUACGUACACCAUAUUUAGAUGAGAAUGUUGUUGAGUUUGUUAGAGGACUCUCACCAUGGCAACGGUUUGUUUAUAAUCAAUUAAAUAGUCAUGAAAUGGAUUUAUAGUUUUAUUUUUUUUUUUUUCUUAAGGUGUUGGCCUAAAGAACCAUAUCCAAUUAAUUUUGGUGAAAAAUUAUUAUUAAGAUUAGCAGCUUUCAAAUUGGGACUUGUAAACACAGCUAGUUUACCAAAACGAGCGCUACAAUUUGGAUCAAGAAUAGCUAUAAAAAAAGAAAAUGCAAACGAUAUUAGUGAUAGAUUAUAAAUGUGUGGAUAAUACAUUUUAAUUUACUUUUUAAUACUAUACCUAUUAAUUUAUUUUUGUAUGAUGCUAAUAUAAUACAUUUAUAAUAAAUUAGUUACAAUUAAAUUGUAUUAAAAUUAAAUAAAUAGUCUUUCUUUUU